AUGAAUAGCUUAUGGGAUGAGCUUGAUUCCUUGAACACAUUCUCAGCAUGUGUUUGUGAAUGUGAAUGUGGAGCUAAGGUGAAGAAUUUGAAGGCACAUCAAGAUGAAAGGUUGCUGCAGUUUUUGAUGGGUUUGAAUGACAUAUUCAUAGGUGUUAGGAGCGAUAUAUUAUUUUCUUCACCCUUACCUUCCAUUGGACAGACUUAUUCACUGGUGAUACAGGAUGAGAAGCAGAAGGAGAUUCAUACUGCUCCUGCAUAUCCAGGAGAAUCAGGAUCUUUCCUUGCUACAAACCAGCAGGGAAAUGGAAGAAGGUUCAAUGAAAAUCAGGAACAGAAGGGAGGUUUUGAUCCUAGAAAGAAUGUUGGAAUAUGUACUUACUGCAAAAAACCUGGGCAUACUAUUGAUAAAUGCUAUAGGAUUCAUGGAGUUCCUGCAGAUUUUAAGUUUACUAAGCAAAGGAAGUUUCAAGAGAAUGUACAGGCAAAUGAUGUGUUUAACACAAAUGAAGAGGGAAUCCAAGGAAACAUGAAUGUACUAGGAACACAGUCACUUACCCAGGAAAAUGUGACACAAUUAUUGCAGCUUCUACAACAGGUCAACAUAGGACAGCAAGGUGCAGAAACCUCUGAAGCCUCUGUGAAUUUGAGUUGUGCUGGAAUAGCCAAAAUUUUCAAUUCCUUUGCCUGUUUCAUUCAAAUUGAUAGUGAAUCAUGGAUAUUAGAUAGUGGAGAAACUGAGCAUAUGACCUUUAACAUAAAUUUCUUUGUUAACUAUAAAGCCUUGCCUAAACCUGUCAUGGACCCUUCACUGAAGAGCCCUUUGGAGAUUGGUAAGGAGACAGAAAGACUCUUCAUUCUCAAGUCAAGACCUGCAGGCCCAGUUUUUAAAAGUUUCCCUAAGUCUAGUACUUCUGUACCUAGGCAGAGUUUACAUUCUGUUCUAGUUUUUAAUUCUUGUUUUGCUUUUUCUGAUUCCAAUGUAAAAGGAAAGCUAUGGCAUUAUAGGUUAGGCCAUAUGCCUUUGAGUACUAUGAAGAAAAUUUCUGAUAUUUCUGUUCCUUCAUGCUUUACUCAUUCUACUCCUUGUCUUAUUUGUCAUAUGGCUAGACAAUCAAGCUUCCUUUUCCUUCAAGUUCUAUAUCAACCAAAAAGAUCUUUGAACUAA
Molecule: messenger RNA, 1167 nt
Organism: Nicotiana attenuata
Lineage: Eukaryota; Viridiplantae; Streptophyta; Magnoliopsida; Solanales; Solanaceae
Exons: 2
Coding region: 1-1167 (388 amino acids)
Source: RefSeq, a predicted model, not a curated record